AUGCAGACAGAUGCCGAUGCUCGCGACGACCUUGCUGUAUUCGGUAGUGCAGUGAUGCCUUCUGCUAUGCGCAAGCCUGGCAUGUCCGUGCUCGCGUUGCCUUCCCGUCACCGCCGCGCCGCACCGCACCUUCGCAAGCCCGAGUUCCUCCUGGAUGUGUUCCCCGUCCCCGAGUCUGCGCCUCAGUCUCAGCCAUCGAGCAAGGCCCGUCGUCGUCCCGCACCCCUCACACUCACGCCCCCCAGUCCCGCAUCAAAGCGCCCUAUGAACCCACUCGACGAUACCCGUAAGGACUUCAUAAACAACUCCUUCGCUCCCACACCCGCCCCCGCCCCAGCUGUCCCUGUACGGGCACCUGCUUCCCCUCAUCACCGUAGCCGUCCCGCCGAGCAGCCACUCGUACCUGCUAUUCGCGUGGAGUCGCGAUCGGCGGCUGCGCGCAAGAUCGCACUCGGCGGUAAGCCAUCGCUGGGCAUGCGCGGCUUGCUCAAGGUCAUGGGUGGCAAGAAAGACAUCUAG
Fibroporia radiculosa is the source of this 519-nucleotide messenger RNA. RefSeq lists its product as uncharacterized. The record is from RefSeq and is a predicted model, not a curated record. Bases 1 to 519 code for a protein of 172 amino acids. The transcript has a single exon. Lineage: Eukaryota; Fungi; Basidiomycota; Agaricomycetes; Polyporales; Fibroporiaceae.